Molecule: messenger RNA, 1440 nt
Organism: Gryllus bimaculatus (two-spotted cricket)
Lineage: Eukaryota; Metazoa; Arthropoda; Insecta; Orthoptera; Gryllidae
Source: the annotation of a GenBank genome assembly
AUGUUUGUGGCUGGUGUGGCUGUAACGCAGGCGCUGGGGAACCACGAGUUCGACCGCAAGCUGGCCGGCGCCGUGCCCUUCAUCGAGGCCCUACGCGCGCCCGUCAUCGCCGCCAACAUGGACGCUGCCAAGGAGCCCUCCAUGCAGGGCCUCUUCCACAAGUCGGUGGUGGUGGAGCGUGGAGGGCGCAAGGUUGGCCUCAUCGGCACCAUCGCCUCCAACACCAAGUUCGCGGCGGAGGCGCCGGCGGUGGCGGAGGAGGCCUGGCGGCUGAGGGCGGCCGGCGUCGACAUCGUCGUGGUGGUGUCGCACUCGGGCAUCGAGGUGGACCUGCAGGUGGCCGCCGAGGACCCCAACGUGGACCUGAUCGUGGGCGGCCACUCGCACACGCUGCUCUACACGGGCACGCCCCCCGACGGCGGCGCCGCCUACGACGUCUACCCCAUCGUCGUGACGCAGGCCUCGGGCCGCAAGGUGGCCGUAGUGCAAGCUGGCGCAUACACGCGGUACUUGGGCAACUUGACCGCGUUUUUCGACGCCUCCGGCGAGUUGGUGUCUGCGGAGGGCAACCCCAUCUACUUGGACGCGUCCGUGCAACCUGCAAAACUUACGGCGCUGGCGCUGGCGCCGUGGGCGGCGGGGCUGGAGGCGCUGGCUGCGCGGGUCGUGGGGCGCUCCGCCGUGCUGCUGGAGCAGAACGGCGGCGUGUGCGGCGCGGGCGAGUGCAACCUGGGCUCCUUCGUGGCCGACGCGCAUGUGCAUGCCUUCGCGGGCGCCGGCCCCCCCGGCACGUGGACGCGCGCCGCCAUCGGCAUCACCAACUCCGGCGGCCUGCGCGCGCCCCUCCCGCAGGGCAACGUGACGUUCAACGGGCUGGUGACGGCCCUGCCCUUCGAGAACACCGUCGACCUGCUGGAGGUGCGCGGCGCGGGGCUGCGCGCGGCGCUGGAGCAGGCGGUGGCGUCGCCGCGGCGCCGCGGGCCGCGCGCGGGCCCCUGGGCGCGCAACUACUUCGGCUUCCUGCAGGUGUCGGGCCUGCGCGUCUCCUUCGACGCCGCCGCCCCCGCCGGGCGGCGCGUGCGAUCGGUGCUCGCGCUCUGCCACGCCUGCGCCGUGCCCGUGUACGAGCCGCUGCAGGACGAGGAGUGGUACCCGGUGGCGCUCAACAGCUUCCUGGCGGGCGGCGGGGACGGCUUCUACGUCUUCUCGGAGCAGGGACGCAACUACGAGAAGGGGCUGCUGGACACCGACGUCCUGCUGGAGUACCUGCGGGUGCAGGAUCCAGUGGUGCAGGCCCGCGACGGCCGGCUGCAGUUCGCCGAGGGCGAGCGCCGACUUGGCAACGCCGCACCCGUGGCGAGCGCUGGUAAGGAGCCCCAGUGGGUGGCGGCGGCGGCGGCGGCGGUGGCGGCGGCGUGGUGGCGGCGAAGCGGGGCGUGA